AUGAUUCUUCGGACUGAAGUGUCACUCAUAGUUAAUGAACUGAUAGGUAUGAGUCUACCGGACUCGGUAGUGAAGGCUCUGGAUGAUGAAAUAGGCAGGAUGAUGGGAUCUCCGCCUGUGAACACGGAACAGAUUGCUCGGCUGGUGAAAAAGUAUAAAAGCAGUUCCGUACCAUCGCCUGAGAACCAAUCGCGGUGGCAAAAGCUCGAGAGCCUAUUACAGCUGGUAGCAGCAUCGCCAAACGAAGAAGAAGCCCUCACUUAUCUGCGGCUAGCAAGAACGAUGAUGACACCAUCAUCUCAAAAGCAUCAGCCGGUGUCAAUUUCCUACAAGAAUAGUGGAUCUUUACUGAACAGCCAUGCUUUGGAAGACCACGAUCAUAUGAUGACGCCCGUCCGGAACCCUAGCUACUCGCCUGGAUAUGCAGAGUCUUUCGAAAACAUUGAUCGGUAUUCUGACAGGCGGUCGAUGGUAUCUUCAAACUACGGUCGGGCUCACUUAGACCGGACUACAGCCCUUUCAAGCCUUUCAGACCCUUAUUUCAGCAAUAUAGCCAAAGAAGAAGACAUGCUGAAGUCCUUCUUCUAUACGCUACUGGCUACAACCUCCCAUAUGUUUACCUUGGAUAGUUCAGGCAUACAAAUUCCAGAGAAUGUCCUCAAUGGAGAAAGUGGGAUGCUCCACAUCCUUUCUGAAGCUGGUCUUCUUUAUAAUUUUCUCGAAAAGCAGGUCCAAACUCACAGACAUAAAUCCCAAGAGUUAUCACCUUUGAAAAUCGCACUCCUAACCUGCAUAGAUCAGAAGCUGCAUGACUACAUGGUAGGGGUGAACAAAAUGUCUAAUGAAUCCCAUAUUAACUCAUUAAAGUCCCUUUACGUUGAGAUGGAGGACUGGAUAAUCGAGCUCCGCAUCUACCAUAGCCUCAUGGUACGAAUUCCAGAGUCAAGAGGUGACGAUUUACUUUCGCAUGUUUACGACCUUCGAAAUCACGGAAACCCUUUAGUAAAACGUGUGGCCGAGUCACUAUACAGCUCGCUCGCACUCUUGUACUAUGACUAUCUAACCAAUUGGUUGAUUGCAGGUCAAGUGGAUUCACAUCAUGAAUUUUUCGUGGAACAGCUUGAAUUGUCAGAACAAACAUCUUUCAGGCUGAACAUAGAAAGGAUUCCAACUUUUAUGCCCGUGGCUACUGCCGAAGAGAUUUUUGUCAUUGGUAAAACCUAUCUAUUUCUGGUAAAAGAAUGCACAGAAAUCCAAUGGGUGAAUUCUUGCAAUCAAAAAUACACUCAGAUGUACCAAAAUUUGAAAACGGGUGAAAUAUCCACACAGUUCUGCGAAGCCGUGACCAGUCACUACGCUGAGGUCACAGCGUAUUGUAGGAAGGUUUUGGACAUGAAGUAUAGCUUUCCCGAUGUUCUGCGCAUGCUAAAAAAUGUGCUUCUCAUGGGAAAGGGAGAUUUUAUGGAGCGGAUGAUUGGUAAUUCUGCUGAAUUCCUUCAGGAGUCAUCGGCAACAUUGCCCAGCUUUAAGCUCACUCGAUGUUUACAAGAGUCUAUCAAGCAAUGUUCCCUGAGGUUUAUGCUCGGGACUCCCCAAACAAGAAAACUGGUUGAUGGCAUCGACGCGCGGGUUUUGGAACUUGGUCAUGGCUCCAUUGGGUGGGACGUUUUCACGCUAGAUUACCUGGCCCAAAAACCUCUCUUGACGAUUUUCGAGUUUAGCCGCACAGGUGGGCGAAAAGAAUACUUGCGAAUGUUCAACUUUUUAUGGAGGAUCAAAAAGAACAACUAUUUUCUUCAUGAACAGUGGUCAAGAAACAACACUUUGCUACGAGAUUUCAGACGGCUGGGUCAGGGGAAACCUUUCGUCAGGGAUGUUUUGCGCAAAAUUUCUAAGGUCAAUGUUUUAAAGUCCAACGUUCAGCAUUUGAAUCGUAAAAUAGAAAACUUUUGCCUUCAGUCAAUUGUCGAAAAGAACUAUUCGAAACUGAACACUAAAAUACACACUGAUAAUGCGUCAACGGACAGGGGCGCUUUGAGAACGACUCAUACGAAAAACGGGAUAAAAGUGGCAGAAGGAAUUUUAAGACCUAAAAACAUACUUUUGCAACGGGCUGGUCUUAACGUGGGCACAAAUUCUCACAAUUUCUCAUACAAUAUAGAUGAUUUGCGGCGAAUUCAUGAUGAAUAUCUGCAAAGCAUUGUCACUCAUAAGCUCCUUGAUUCUACGUCACCCGAAAGUAAAAGAGGACUUUUUACAAAGCAGUUUUACCCUUCCUCACUUAUUAUACUGCUAGGUGAGGUUUUCGAGUUUACAUCACAAUAUUCUGAGUUCAACGACAUCAUUCACGACCUAUUACUGCGUUUGAGCUUACACAGUAAUGAUGAAGUAUCAAAACUACUGAGCAGAUUGAACGAGCUUUUAAGCAAGAUUGUCGCCCAUUACAAGUGGAUUCAAAAAACAUCAUACUACUUCAUCAAAGACUUGAAAGCAGAUGGGAACACGGAGUUAUCAAACCUAAGUAAAAUUUUAAGAUAG
This is a messenger RNA of Lachancea sp. 'fantastica', 2538 nucleotides long. Lineage: Eukaryota; Fungi; Ascomycota; Saccharomycetes; Saccharomycetales; Saccharomycetaceae. The record is from the annotation of a GenBank genome assembly.